Messenger RNA from Histoplasma capsulatum G186AR, 2691 nucleotides. Its product is annotated as RNA polymerase II 90 kDa subunit. Gene Ontology annotation, molecular function: protein binding. The transcript has 2 exons. Gene Ontology annotation, biological process: tRNA wobble uridine modification. The record is from RefSeq and is a predicted model, not a curated record. Bases 1 to 2637 code for a protein of 878 amino acids. Lineage: Eukaryota; Fungi; Ascomycota; Eurotiomycetes; Onygenales; Ajellomycetaceae. Gene Ontology annotation, cellular component: elongator holoenzyme complex.
AUGGCCCCCUCAACCCUCACCGCCCGCACCGAAUACAUCUCCGUCGGCGGCAACAGACAUCCCAGUGCCGCAGACUGGGACAAACACACGGGCAUCCUUGCUUUCGGUGCUAAUAACAAUGUUGCCCUCUGGGAUCCUACUGAUAAAUAUCAAACAGGGGUAUAUGAACUAUUGACCGGCCAUACCGAUGAAGUCAACGCGGUCAAAUUUUACACACUUCAAUCUUCAGAUUGUGGCUCGUCUCACUUUCUCCUCACUGGCUCUACAGAUCGGACGAUAAGGGUAUGGCGGCGGGGGGACGAUAAGUCUAUUAUAACCUCUACGCGACCCUCAUUUUCUCAAGUUGCAACUGUCCACGGCCACGAAGGCUCGAUAAAUUGUAUCGCCGUCACCUGCGGGUCUGAAUUGUUUGUAUCCGGUGCGGCGGAUGGGACAGUGCGGGUGUGGAGACUUAGAGAGAUUAAAGGGAACACUGAUGAUGAUGCUGGUGCUGCUGCUCCUACAAUAGACUGCCAGUUGAUACAGACGAUCACGCUGAGGCCGAGAUUCUUCGCGCUGGCGCUUGCAUUAAGGGUGCUUGAUGGGAAAAAAGGGGGGGAGAAGAAGGAUGCUGAAUCUGCGCCAUCUGUAGUCCUGGCUGUGGGUGGGACGAGGACCACCAUACAUAUAUAUGUUCUGCAGGAAGGGAGAGGCGAUACAGAGGCUGAGGGACAUCAGUUCGAACUUAAAGCUAGCCUUACGGGCCAUGAAGCAUGGGUGAGGUCUCUCGCUUUUACGGAGAUUGAUGCUGGGAAGAGUCAAUCGCAAUUGCCUGAUUUAUUUCUUGCGUCUGCCAGUCAGGAUAAAUACAUUCGUCUCUGGCGCAUUCAUGCAGGCGAUGAUGUUGCCCCGGCUCGAAAUGGAGAUGAUGAUGAAGGGGCAAUAUCGGCACGGAACCUGGAACAGACUCUUUCUAACAAAGCGCAUGAAUUCGAGGCGAGCGGGUCGAAGUAUUCGAUUACAUUUGAAGCUCUCCUUUUCGGCCACGAGGACUGGAUAUACACUGUCGCGUGGAACUCAGACCCUAAAAACCCAAAACUCCUCUCUGCCUCAGCGGAUAACUCGCUCGUUAUCUGGGAGUCUGACCCGGUAUCUGGUGUCUGGUACUCUGCCGCACGGAUGGGUGAGAUCAGCGCUCAGAAGGGAUCUACGACUGCCACAGGUAGCAUCGGUGGAUUCUGGAUUGGCCUCUGGUCGCCCCUUGGUGAGAAGGUGGUCAGCCUAGGCCGCACAGGUUCCUGGCGGCUUUGGCGAUAUGAGAACGAAAUGGAUUUGUGGGUACAGAAUAUCGCUGUUACCGGCCAUGUACGGUCAGUUAAUGGAAUUGAAUGGGAGCCCACGGAUGGGGGAUACCUGUUCUCGACUAGUUCAGAUCAGACUACGAGGCUACAUUCGAGAUGGAAGCAUGGUGAUAAAGAUGGCGGUUGUUACUCUUGGCAUGAAUUUUCCCGCCCGCAGAUCCAUGGCUAUGAUCUCAACUGCAUCGCUUCAUUGGGGCCAUGGCGCUUCGUUUCCGGCGCUGAUGAAAAGCUGCUUCGAGUCUUCAACCAGACGAAGGCAAUCGCAAACCUCCUCGAGAGGCUAACCGGCUUCACCGGCGGAGCGAAGCCAGCCGACAUGCCUGACGCCGCCAACAUACCAGUCCUCGGCCUCUCCAACAAAGCCGCUGACGACGACGUAGAUCUCGGUGACGACGGAGAAGGAGACGUUAUCCAAUCCCACUCAGACCCAAAACCAAGCACAGAAACCUCUGCCCUUCACCUCCCCCACCCACCUCUCGAAGACCAUCUCUCAAAAUACACACUUUGGCCGGAGCACGAAAAGCUCUAUGGCCACGGCUACGAAAUAUCUGCUGUGGCUACUAGCCACGACGGCACACUCAUCGCCUCAGCUUGCAAGGCCAGCUCGCUGGACCAUGCCGUGAUACGCUUGUAUGACGCGGCGGCGACGACAUGGCAUGAGAUCAAGCCACCGUUGGCGGCACAUUCAUUGACCGUUACUUGUUUGAGGUUUUCGGCGGAUGAUAGGUUUCUUGUUAGCGUGGGAAGGGAUAGGCAGUGGGCGGUUUGGAGGCGGGAAGGCAGUGGGGAUGGGAAGAGAGAUGUUUUUAGAUUGUUGUGUGCAAACCCGCGAGCUCAUGCAAGGAUGAUUUUGAGUGCAAGUUGGGCGCCAAUUAUGGAGAGGAGUGUACCUAGGGCAUUCGCGACGGCGGGGCGGGAUAAGACUGUGAAAUUGUGGAUGCAGGAACAGGAUCAGGAUCAGAGAGGAUCUUUUACGUGUAAAGCUACCAUUUCGCUUCCCAGUCCCGUCACGGCUAUUGAUAUUCUACCGAUGGUUAUUGGUGGAGAUCGGAUUUAUCUUGCCGUUGGUUUGGACACAGGGCGGAUUAGCGUACAUGCAUUAGCGAUUGAUGGGCUUGGGGAGGCUCAGGAGGUGAUGGCAUUGCCAGCGUUAGAGUGUCCGUCGAAAGCAAUCACACAGGUGGCAUGGAGGCCGGUUGGUGUGGAAGGAAAAGAAGUGAAUGAAGUAUACGAGCUUGCUCUUGCGAGUGAGGAUAGUUCUGUGAGGGUGAUUCGGAUUUCGGAUCUGUGGCCAUAGUCAAAGGGGACAUGUUGGGGUAAAUAUAUGAAUAAAUGAAUGUGUUGUAUGUAC